UUGAGUGGUCAAGUGCCGCUGAAAAAUCUAAGCCAGCAAUUUAAUCAAGCUUACAAUGAAAAUUGGUAAAUAUAAUUUUUUUAUAUUAUUAUUAUUAUUAUUAUGUGUAGUAUCACGUAUUUGUUGUAUGAAUUGGUAAAUAACCAGUUUUCAAAUCUUUAUAGGAACUAUUCUCAAAACUCGCCAGUGGUACCAAAUAUGGAUGUUGGUCAAUCCUCUCAGUUCGGUGGAGUUGAUCAUUCUCCACACCAUGACAGUGCUUAUGAACAACAGAGGAUGAAUGCACUUGAUAAUGAAGAUUUUCCUAAUUAUUAUGAGUCAUCAUCAAGUGAUGACGAUGAAAUAACUAAUAAUGCAGAGGUAACUGAUGAUGAAAAUGAUGAUGAUGUUCAAGUUGGUAUGACCAACAAUAUUCCUCAAAGACAAAACCAACAAGAACCAAUGCACCACCACGUACCACCACCGAUGACUGAAAACUCAACUUCUGAAAGCCCAAUUCAGUGGCAUUCUAACAAUAUCCCUUAUCUUGACGGCAGUAGGUCGUGA
This is a messenger RNA of Lycium ferocissimum, 546 nucleotides long. RefSeq lists its product as uncharacterized. The transcript has 2 exons. The record is from RefSeq and is a predicted model, not a curated record. The coding region runs from base 103 to 546 and encodes 147 amino acids. Lineage: Eukaryota; Viridiplantae; Streptophyta; Magnoliopsida; Solanales; Solanaceae.